Messenger RNA from Puntigrus tetrazona (Sumatra barb), 4407 nucleotides. RefSeq names its product Copper-only SOD repeat protein (gene cusr). The transcript has 10 exons. Gene Ontology annotation, molecular function: metal ion binding. The record is from RefSeq and is a predicted model, not a curated record. NCBI's taxonomy places the organism in Eukaryota, Metazoa, Chordata, Actinopteri, Cypriniformes, Cyprinidae. Gene Ontology annotation, biological process: superoxide metabolic process. The coding region runs from base 211 to 3138 and encodes 975 amino acids.
CAUUCAAACCAUCCACACACUGAGACAGCAAGGAAUUCACACACAUACACACAGACACACACACAUGCACAAAUAGAUAUAGACCUGCUCUAGUACAGACGGUUACAGACACACACAGAGGGGCUUCCCUUGUCAAGCCACUCAGACACUGUCUGUAGCAUUUUUUACCAAACACACACACACACACACACACAAGCAGCAGCUGUCAACAUGUUGUUGCCAAGAGCUUUGACCCUGUUCGUCCUGUGGGGUUUUGCGUCAUGUGUUCGGUAUCGGGCUGACUUUAACAUGAUGGGAGUCACUGGCUGGAUCAUCUUUAACUCCACAGAUCAGAAGUCCUAUGUUAGUCUCAUAGGAACUGGCACAUGUCGAUUAAAUAUCUCCCUCACUACGUUCCCAGUUAUGUACGGCCAUUUUGCUUCACCUUGUCAAAAAUCACAGAUAGGAGAUACUGUGUUCACAUUUACUGUAGAUCAGCCUCAGGCUGCUAUGAAUGUGUCCAGUCUGUUUGAACAGCGCAUUAGUCUGGAAGCCCUCUCAGUGCUGGUGGACACAUGCAAUGGCACAAAGAUUUGUGCUGGACUUACCUCGGAGUCCCAGGCAAGAACAUGGCGGGCACGGUUUUUCAGUUACGUGGCUGGAAACGUCUACAUCCGGCAAGGAACAGGAGAAACAGGGGCAAGGGUUCUCUCAGAUCUAAGAAAUGUCAAUCAGAUCAAGACUUUUCAAAAUGUCUCCAUUUUAGUGUCACAAAGCUCUGUCGCCAACUGCAAUGCGUUUCUCAGUAGUCUGGAUCCCAAGAGUCUUAUAAGGCUAGGUGUUGUCAGUGUGGGGUCACCUCUAGAACCUGUCAAGUCUCGAUUGGAAAUAUUCAAUCUAACUUCUAACGCUCGCUUCGCAGUUCUCAAUUUAAACUCAAGCUACAUUUGCUCAGAGAUCCGAAGCAUUACAUUUAAGGUAGUUAGUGCUGUUGUGAACAUGCAAGGGAUUAAAGGCUACUUUACCUUCUUUCAACCAUCUCCGUUCGAUCUCACCACCAUCAUUGUUAAUCUUACAAACCUGGACAAAAGAGUUGGCCCGUACCACAUUCAUCAGUUUCCCCUUCCCCAAAUGAGAUCUCCAUCAGAUAUCAGUUGCAGUAACAACAACCUUGGGGCUCACUGGAACCCUUUCAAUGUGAAUAUUCAAGCACCAGCUUAUCCGCCACCGAGAGGCUCCACUCACGAUCGCUUUGAAGUUGGAGAUCUGAGCUCCAGGCAUGGAUCUCUGGAGAAUUUGAAUAGUUUUCAAGCCACUCUCACGGACUGGAAUCUACCUCUCUUUGGACGGAAUAGCAUCGUGGGUCGCUCUGUCGUGAUACACAUGCCCAACUCCACCAGAUUUGCCUGUGCAAGUAUAGGCUACCCCGGCGAUGUGACUGUUGCCAAGGCUGCCUUUCGUGGUCUGGUCGUGGGGACGGUCCUCUUCACCCAACUUAGUGGUGACCCAUAUUCUGAUGUCUCCGUAUUCAUGGACCUAUCCUAUGGACAAUUUUCGGCACCUUCUACAGUGAAUCACAACUGGCACGUCCAUGACUAUCCCAUCAGUACAGAGACUGACAAUGACAAGGGAAGUUGUCUGUCCACCGGAGGACAUUGGAACCCAUUCAACAUAGACAUCACAGUAAGUACAUAUGCUGUAAACUGUGCUCCCGACAGCCCUUUCGCUUGUGAAGCUGGGGAUAUCUCUGGUAAGCACAAGACUUUGGACCUACAGUCUGAUGUGGGAGCGGUGGAAACCAAGAACUUUUUUACUGACACCACUUCUUGGGUGUCUGGAAUGAUUGGACGCUCUGUGGUGAUUCAUGGUCCAAACCAAACAGGUCCACGGAUCGCUUGUGCAAACUUAACCUUGUACCGUCUUCCCGCUGCUCGCUCAGAUUCUUGGCUUGGACCUGGGACCUCUGAAGGUCAAAUCAGAUUCUCCCAAACCUCUCCUCAAGGACCAACAAUCCUAAACGUCUCCUUUACUGGGCUUAAUGCGAGAGCCAGUGGCUACCACAUCCAUAUUCUUCCAACCAAGAGCACCCAGGAUCCUUGCUCAGAUGCUAACAUCAUGGGACACUUCAACCCGUUUUCUGUAAAAGCAGCCUCAUCUCCAGCUCCAGGGAAUGGCACGGUUGACCAGUAUGAAAUAGGAGACAUCAGUGGGAAGUUUGGAGAGCUGUCAGGGCAAAACAGCUUACAGAACCAGUACAUGGAUGGAAAUAUGCCACUUUCAGGACCGAACAGCAUAAUUGGCCGGUCUCUGGUCAUACAUUAUGCCAAUGGCUCAAGAAUGCGGUGUGCUGAUAUCACAGCAGAUGAGUCCCCAGAUGGAAACUGGGUGAUUGCCGAAGCCAUGUUCAGUGGUGCUGUAUCUGGGACAGUGAUGAUGUACCAGCUAACCUUUCCAGAUGGCAGCUAUGGUGACGCUAUGAUAGAAGUGGACGUGCGGGCAUCACAGACAUCAACUAUUGUAGAGGUGCCCUGGUACAUCUCAGAUAAGCCGGUGAAGCCAGAUGGUUCUUGUCCUGGUGAAGAAGAAAUGUUUAAUCCAUUCAGCAUGACAAAUAUGAACUGUUCUCAGGUCAGGGCCUUGUCCUGUUUGGUUGGAGAUCUGACAGGGAGACAUGGAUUGAUAAGUCUUACCAAGAGACAACUGUACAAUGACAUCCUGUUGCAGCUGGCCGGAGACUUCACAGUUAUCAAGAGGUCAUUAGUUCUCAAGCUCAAUAGCACCACAACAGUAUGUGCAGACAUUCACCCAGAAUCCACUUCUGCCACCCAGAUCUUCCCCAAUAUGACCUCCUUCAGCAGGUAUGAUUUCCGUAAGAGAGUGGCAGAUGUGUUGAACAUGGACAUAUCCAGAGUUUCCAUCUUACCUGGUUCUCCUUCACAAGCGUCUAAUGGGAAAUGCCAGAAGGUCAAUUAUCUGGUGUCAGGUCAGGUGAGCGACGAAAAGCUGAGCUUAGUUCUGAAAAGCGAUAAGAUGGGUGUUUUCAAGGAAUCAAGCAUAUGCUCUACAACUGGAAGCACAGGGAUGAUGCUGAUCCCCUGCAGGAUCUUACUGACUGCUACGUUGGCUUUUCUCUGUCUGCUCGGGUUACUGAGGCACUAGAUGGACCCGCAGAACCUGAUUGUACCAGGUCGAGAUGUUCCUGGUAUCGGUAUCUUUGUUGACCCUGGAACGAUAUUGUGGUUAGCCAAUCAGAUUUGAAGAACCGGUUUUUAUUUUUUGGCUUGUACAUCAGUGUCAUUCAUCUAUCCAUUUUCUUCUGGCUUUAAUGAUUACUCAUGGUUUAGGUGUAGGUAUAUGGUCAAGGCUAAUGUUCUGGAUUAAAAUGUUGUUCCGGGGUCAACAAUAUAUAUUGAGCUAGGAACACAUCUAACUCUGCAAAAUGAGGAUGUGCCGAUGGAGCCUACAAUGAUAUCGGAGCACUGCCUUUGCUUCAUUACCUGAAAAAACAAGCACAUGUUCAGCCGGAUCCAGGAGUACUUCAAACGAUCAAAUUUUAAAGAACACUGCUCAUUUUAUCAUGUUACACUUAUGAAAAAAUGAUAAGAUCUCCUGGAUGUUGCUGCUUUAUGGGUUUGGGGGUGUUGGGGGGUGAGGUGGGGGCUUUGUGUGUUUUUCCUCCAUUGUGGAUGUGCUGUGGUGUCACCCCUUCUGUUUUUGUGUGUUUUUUCCGCAUUUUAACUGAUGUUUUUGACAAAUUAUGUAACAGAAAUCAAUAUUUUUAUAGUCUCCCAUUCAUGCCUAUGGGUGAUUCGGGGACGUUAGAAUGUAUGUAUGUGUAUGUGUGUGUGUGUGUGUGUGUGUGUGAGAGAGCAUAAUCGCUCUACACUGUGAAUGUGUGGAAGGGUUGCCACUUCAUUUUUGCGUAUUUUACAGACUUCAUUGUGGUGGAUUUAGUGGUUUUGUUUGACAAAUUAAUUAAAAAAAAAAAAAAAAAAAAAGAUUUUAUUAUGUAACCUUUCAUUUCAAUGUGGACCCCAAACAUCCUGAGGGUGGCUUUUUUUCACACUGACCUACAACCAGAUGUAAAUCCAAUUCAAUCGUUUUACUUGUAGAGCUAGUCCCAUGGCAUUUUGAUAAAGGGAGCUUUGUUUUUUAUCUCAGCAAAUGUCAUUUGGGCCCAAAAAGACCCCAAACGAUCUUUAAUGUUAAUGGUGUUUCAAAGGGACUGACCCACAUGUAUUCAUUGUACAUUCCUCAAGAGCUUAAAACCUAAUACGUUAUUAUACUCCUUCCCUGUAUUUAUUUCUAUUUAGUGUAAAUUUGGUAUGAUGCAGUCCGUGUGAAUACAACACAACCAUUGUUUUCAUGCAACACGACUCUAUAAUUUGUUAUGUGUGUCUGUGAAAUGAAGUCUUACUGUUUUCUGUU